GGAAGGAGCAGAACUGUCUUGACUUUCUAUCUCACGGGGUGUUUUGGUUUGGAUAAGUAGUGAUAUAACAGGGUGGAAGAGGAUUUGUUGAGAAUGCCAAAGUAAACACAAGCAGGAGUUAUUAAGUCGAAUUACAGCUUGUGUGAGCGACGAUGUCAUCUCAUGUCAAACUGAGGCGGGACAGAGUGGGGACUGGAGACUAUGACACACAGAUUAAAGAGGUGCGUUUACAGCUGGCGGAGCAGUUGAGGAUAUUUGACGGUCAGGUGGAGCAGAAGACUCAGGUCUUUCAGGAUAUGGUCGACUAUUUGCGCAGGCGAGGCGAGAUCGAGGGGGAAUAUGCUCGCUCACUGGACAAACUGUGUGACAAGUUCUCCUCUAGAACCAAAAAGAAGGAGUCCAGUCAUCAGUCAGUUGUGAACUGCUGGCAGGUGUUGUUGGCACAAACACGUCAGGAGAGCCGAGAUCACAGUAUUUUGAGUGACAGCUACAGUAACAUUCUGCCUCAACAGCUUUCACACUGCAUUGAACAUGCCCAACGCCUGGCCAAACGGAGCAGGGAAAUCUGCACCCUGUUACAGGAUGGGCUUUUGAAGGUCACCAUAGAGCUUCAUACAACCUUGAAGACAUAUUACCAGUAUUAUACUGAGUUCCUGUCUGCAGAAGGCAAACUGAAGGAGGCUGUCAAACUGGAGGAAAAGCAAAAACAGAGUGCUUCUAAAAAGAUGGAAAGACAAAUAGAGAAAAGGCAAUGUAAAGUUCAAGAGAUUCAGCUUAAGUGCACAAAAGCCCGGAAUGAUUACCUGCUCAACCUGGCGGCAGCAAAUGCGUGCAUGAACAAAUACUACCUUCAGGAUCUUUCCACUCUCAUAGAUUGCUGUGAUCUGGGUUACCAUCAGUCCAUAUCCAAGGUGUUGCAUUUUUACCUGAGCAGUCGCCAGUGGGCUCAACAGAAUUUGAGUACUGGGAUGCGGCAGCUGGAAACAACGGUGUCCGAAUUGAGCCAAAGCCAGGACAGAGACACUCUCAUGCAGUUCAACAACUCAGCCUUUUGCCUGCCGCUCCGUUUUCAAUACCAUCCCUAUGAAGGCGACCAGGUGGUUGAGGUGUCUGCAAAAUGUGAGAUGAUGAGUGAGCUGGUGACUCGCGUCCAGCAGCUGCAGUCCAGACUCUCUUCAGUCACUCUGGAGGUUGAGGAGUCUGGCAAAUUACUUCAGUCAGCUCAAUCUUCCAUUCUGGAGAGUCUUGCUGAGAUCGCUUUUGGAUCCACUCCUGACUUUCCCAGCAGCCCUUCAUCACCAGAGGGGAACAGCGAUGUGUCUGCUAAUAAGAACUUCACACUGAAGCGUAGAGCCAGCCUUCCGGAUGCUGAGAGCUUGUACUUCACGAAAGUCAGAGACCAUCUAUGCAACAGCUCUUUAAGAUCAAAAUUGGAGGCUAAACAUGACCUGCUAAAGGUUGCAAUUCAGAAAGCUGAAAGUUUUGAUGGUAACCAUACCAGGACGCGCUCCAAAAGAUCUGUGCGUCAUAAAAAGAGUAACCCUGGUUCACAGAUCAACCAGAAGCUCUUUAAUGGGGAUCUGCUUUCAUACAUUCAAGCAUCAGGACAACUCAUUCCUGCCGUGGUGGAGAGCUGCAUUCGCUUCAUCAACCUCAAUGGUUUACAUCAUGAAGGGUUGUUCAGAGUGCCUGGAUCUCAGAUGGUGGUGAAUCAGCUGAAGGAUGCAUUUGAGAAAGGUGAUGAUCCUCUUACUGAUGAACGGUGUGACAUGGACUCUGUGGCUGGAGUGCUGAAGCUUUAUUUUCGAGGCCUAGAGAAACCCCUCUUUCCCGAGGACAGUUAUGACCAGCUGAUGGAAUGUGGACAAAUAGAUGAUGAAACUAAAAAAGUAACACAGCUGAAGCUCAUCGUUUCCUCAUAUCCUCCAUCACUCAUCAUUGUCAUGAGAUAUCUCUUUGCAUUCCUUCACCAUGUCUCCCAGUACAGUGACGAGAACAUGAUGCAGCCCUAUAACCUGGCUGUGUGCUUUGGGCCCAGUCUGGUGAGAGGACCAAACAAUGGUGAUGCGGCAGAGCUUCAGCGAAUCAAUGCCCUGGUCAAGAGCAUUAUCAUCCAACACGAGAGCAUCUUCCCAAGCCAGAAUGAAUUACCUGGGCCAGUGUAUGAAAAGUGCAUGACACUUGAAGAAGACGACUGUGAAGCUGUAGCAGAGGAAGGAGAUGGAGAAUCAGAGCAGGUUCAAAUAAAAGAACCAAAAGACGAGCUGCAGGCACUGGCCCUGUUUGACUACAUAGGCCGUUCUUCAACUGAGCUGUCCUUCAAACACGGCGAUCGCUUCAUUGUAUACAGCAAAGCCUCCUCUGAUUGGUGGAAAGGCGAAGUGAAUGGGUCAAAGGGUCUCAUCCCAAAUAAAUAUAUCAGUGUGCAGAGUGUGGAUGGAGGCCAAGAUCAGAAAGGGAAGGAAACUCUGAAAUCCAGCUGUGGCAGACACCAGACAGAGGAAGAAGUGAAAGCUGAGAAAAGCACAAGAUUAAAGGUCACGACUGACAAAGCCGGGGUCGGACCUAGUCAAGUCACCUCAGGAAAAAUUUGUUUGCAAUUACCCACAGGACAAUUUAUACAGCCAGGAAAUUCUCCAGGUGCUCUGCGGAAAACAUUAGAUCCUCAAAUGAGACGAUCCACUACUGAAGGAGGAAGUAGGGAGGAAUGCUCAACAGAUGUGGAUAAGGAAGUGCAUCACAUGAUGCACUCUGUGUUUAAGGAGCUUCUUAAUCGCCAGUCUUCCCCAGAUCAAAAUACAUCCGCAUCUUCUGAGAUCACAUCCACUGUCCAAACACCUUCAGUCAGAGGACUGGGAUGGAAAGGAAAAGGUUUAUUUAGAUCAGCUGACAAUGCAGCUGACUGAAGAAAUUAAAAAGAAAAAAGGGGAAACCCCAAUAACCACAGUCUGAAACACAAGAAAAUUAAAGUGAAACAUCAACGUGAAUGUACAGUUUUCAAUGCUAAAGAACUUUCAAUGCAAUGGUAAUUCUGUUUUAUGGCUGUGUAUGAGUGGAAACAGUAGUAGCGAAUCUGUGGAAUGACAACAUAAUGCUAUAGGAUCACAAAGCUUGUUUGUUGAUAAUUCUUGCAUUUUAAAUUAUAAUGUUCAAAUGUUUUGAAGUUGAAACUGCACAUCUACACAAUAUUAAAUUAAUAUCAAAAUGA
Molecule: messenger RNA, 3208 nt
Organism: Danio rerio (zebrafish)
Lineage: Eukaryota; Metazoa; Chordata; Actinopteri; Cypriniformes; Danionidae
Source: RefSeq, a predicted model, not a curated record